AUGCCUACCGAUUGGAAGUCCCUAGAGACCCUUGAGCGUUUCAUCGCUGCCCUCAUCGCCUCCAACGGCGGUAAGAAUCGCACUCGCGCCUACAAGAAGUCGGCUCUGGCCCUCAUCAAAGAGGUCGAAGGCGCUGGACGCCUCGAUAAGGACAUGAAGUCCCAGGGCGCUCCCAAAAAGGUUCCUGCUACCCCCAAGAAGCCUUCUACCGCUACUCCCGGCUCGGCCAAGCGCGUCACCAAGCGCACUCCCAAGGUCUCCAAGUCAAAGGCCAGAGUGUCCGAUGACUCGGACGACGACAUGGCCGAUGUCGGUACCGCCGCCAGCGCCGCCAACGACGAGGAGGUCUAA
Molecule: messenger RNA, 351 nt
Organism: Aureobasidium subglaciale EXF-2481
Lineage: Eukaryota; Fungi; Ascomycota; Dothideomycetes; Dothideales; Saccotheciaceae
Exons: 3
Coding region: 1-351 (116 amino acids)
Source: RefSeq, a predicted model, not a curated record